AUGAUGUCAACAAAAGAGAAGAAGUCGAAUCCUCCUAUCACCGGUUCUGGAAAACAAAAUACUUCCUUGAAUUUUCUGUGGGGGCCGACUGUAGCCGGAGUAAUAAUAGCGUAUUUGCUUUAUCACCGGGACUAUUUUCUUAGCAAUGAUCCGCCAAGGAAGUUAACACCAGAAGAAAAAGAGAUGUGGAAAGAAGCACUUGUUGAAGAGAGGGUUCAUUUCCACGAGAGAAUCUGCAGCCCAUCAUCUUCCACGUGUUUCAGAAUCCAAGAUAUUGCCUACACUAUAGACGAGAAACUUGUAAUUCAAAGAAACAUGAUGAUUGGAGACACACCGUACAGCUUCUCCGCAGCAUUUCUAACAGUUCCUACUGAUAUUGAUCAAUUUAAUAUGGACAUUAGUAAAUGGAAAAUAAAUAAAGGUGAUCUGGUGAGCUCAUAUGCAAAAGUGAUGGUUGCUUUUACAUUAGUUAUGGAGGGAUUAGCAUAUACUUCCUCUUCCAUCCAAGAUGUGCUGAUGAUCGGUCUUGGAGGUGGCGUUAUAUCAAACUUUCUGUCAACUGUAGAAAGUGCUGAGCUUAACAUCACCACAAUUGAGUUGGACCCUACAGUUCGUACUAUAGCAGCGAAGUGGUUCCACCACGAGGAGAAUGACAGAAACCGUGUACUAAUAGGUGAUGGAACUGUAUUUAUCAUGCAAGAAGCCGAGAAAGGGACGAAAUACAAAUCUAUAUUUUUGGAUGCAUGCUAUACCGUAUGCCCAGCGGCGGUGUUUUUGGAAGAAGACGUAGUCAAGGGCACCUCCCGUAUACUAGACGAUAAAGGUGUGCUCGCGAUAAAUGUCCUUACUGAAAUGGAUAAACGCAAGGAACAGUCGCAGCAUGUUUUUGAAUCCUACAAGCCACACUUUGCGUCCUGUUUCUUUUUUUAUGUCAAAUCACAACAGAUACUUCUUUGUUCGCAUCGAUACAACUGGACAUUGGACGAGCAGAACAGUCUUUUCAUGAAGAAACUAGAAGAAGUUGAUAGACAUUUCAAUUUUGGCUUCGCAUCAUGGACAUAA
This is a messenger RNA of Necator americanus (New World hookworm), 1062 nucleotides long. RefSeq lists its product as uncharacterized. Lineage: Eukaryota; Metazoa; Nematoda; Chromadorea; Rhabditida; Ancylostomatidae. The coding region runs from base 1 to 1062 and encodes 353 amino acids. The transcript is spliced from 10 exons. The record is from RefSeq and is a predicted model, not a curated record.